AAUAUGGCGGAAGGUGGCGAAGGCGGAAGUUGGUGGGGCGGCUGGGUACAGACCGCCAAAGACAAGUCAAAUGAAGCCUGGAAUUUUAUGAAAAAGGAUUUAGUUGAGUUUGGUAGUGUAGUACAGAAAGACACAUCAGCUGUUGUAGCUACCACAGCAUGUACACUUAAAGACAAACUCAAGGUAGAAGAAUCAACAGGAAGUAAAAUGAGAUCGGGAUUUACUAAUUUCCUGAUGGGGAUAUCUGAGACCUUAGCUCCAAAAAAUUAUGGGAUGGAAGAAGAUGAUGAUGUACCACAAAGAGUGAUCUUUGAUAGAGCUAAGGCCCGUCUACAGGAUACCCAGACUGAUCCUGGUACAUAUCUAACGGAACCUGAUGGUCCAGUGGAUGUAUAUGAAGAGUGGAAGGAGACUUUUCAUGUGGAUCAACAUAAAGGUGAUAUUUCGGAUCUGUUAGUUGCCAGUGAUGAAGUACGAUCCAUUUAUACAAAACUAGUAAAUGACACUUGGGAAGUAACUGAUGCUGUAGAAGAGACAGUGGGUGAUGUGGCUGAAAAACCCAAAAAACCUGAAUCACCUGACCAGUCACCUGACAAAAAGGAAAUAGAUACUGAGAAGCUGGAAACCAAAGAUGUUGUGAACCAGGAUGAGGUUACUAUAAAAACAAAAGAACACUUGGAAGAGAAUAUAGGCACAGAAACUAAGAAGGAGGAACAAAAUAAUGCGGCUUUCAAAAGUGAAAAGGACGAUACUGCCAAAAAAACUGAGGACUCUGUGGAGGAUACACAAACAGCGCAGGAAGCCAAGGAACAUAUUGAGGGUGGACAAGAGCCUGAUAAAACUGAACCUGAUAAAACCGAACCUGAUAAAACCGAGUUGCUCACAGGGGAGAAAGCCUUGGAGGUGAACAAAGACAAAGAAUCAACUACAUCCGAGGGGAGUAGUAUAGAAGAGCUGAGGUUUAGUGAUGAUAGUAGUAAAGAAAAGGAUGAAGCAGAUAAGACUGUGUUACCAGUACAGAAAGAUGGCAGUGGUAUGUCCUCUCCAGUGCAGUCUGAUAAUGGUGCUAGUAAGGACACCAGUAGUCUGAGUGAUGAUUGGGACAGAGACUUUGAUAUAGAAAUCACAGAGCAAGAUCUAAAACAUGUUGCUGCUUUAGCCACAACCACAGAAGGCAACGAAGAAGAUCUUGAUGACUGGGAAAGUUGGGAAUAAUUACAACCUGCUCAUCCCCACCAUAUAAUAGUUGUGUCCUUCCAACUGAAAUACCAUGACUGUAUUUAAUAUUCAGAAUAUACCAUUAUCAGAUCACGGGUGGUUAAGGUAUUCUGUUGAGGGUUAAUAUAUAAUAUAACUUAAUGUAUAAUAUAACUUUCUAUAAGGGGAAAGCUUAAAUAAUUAUUAUUAUUGGCAUUCAAUAUUUUAUUCUUGCUUAUAUUUUAAUUUUUAGAAACAAAAAAUAAGCUAUUUACAAAGAUUUGUUGAAAGAGAAAUCUUCCAGGAGUAUCGCUAUUGGACAAAGUUGCAUGCAUUAUUGUAAAUGUUGCCAUGGUAAUAUUUUGAUCAUGUUAUUAACUCUAAUUAUGAAUACCUGUCCAAGUUUUUUUUCCUCUCACCUGAUGUGUGGUUAUGGCCAAUAGUAAAAUGUGUACUCUAUAAAAGUGCGCCCUCUGUGGUGAAAAUGACAUCUGGUGUCUUAAUUCUUUAAGCGGCAAUGUCUUUUGUCAUCUGUCACAAAUAUAAAACCUGCCUCAUUGUUGUAACUUUUUUUUCAAAAAAUAUAAUUGACUUCUAGGCGAUAAAUUAUGUCCAUUUGGGUCAAAAAUUAAGAAAUUAUAUAAAAAUAUUGUAUCUUAAGUUUGGCGAAAAAGUAUGGUAUUCUAAGAAUUAAAAAUGUAAUAUAGAUAGGUCACUGUAUUAUAAUUUCUCAUUAACAUUCAGAGAAUUACAUGCAAGUUUCAUUAUUAAAAGUUACAGUCAUUAUUAUUAUUCUAAGAAAAAUUAAAUAUAAACACAACAUGUUUAAAGUGGGCAACCUCAUAAGUUCUUGGUGAACUCAGGAGGUCCUGGGUGACCUUGGAAGUUUCUGGGUGACCUCGGAAGAUACUGGGUGACCUUCAAAGCAACCAAACGACCUCGGAAGUCACUGGGGGACGUUGACAGCCUCUGGGAGACCUUGGAAUUUUCUGGGUCCUUGGGAGUUUCUGGAUGGUCCUGGGUGACCUCUGGGUUUUCUGGGUGACCUCUGGGUUUUCUGGAUGACCUCAGGGUUUUCUGGAUGACCUCGAGAAUUUUUGGGUGACCUCGAAAGUUUCUGGGUGACCUCAGAAUUUGCCUAUCAUGUCCAGCAUAUGGUUAGUAAAAUAUAAGAUAUAUUCUCAUUGUUUGGGAAAAGGUUUGAAAUUGUAAAUAAAAUGUUUGUGUAAUGCAGCUUACUUGAAUCUAUUUAUUCCACUUGUUCGGGGGAUUUUGAAAUACUCCUAGUUUGUGAUAAAGAAUAGUCUUGAUUCACUGCUACAUGAAUAGAGCUUGAUAGAUCUCACUGACCUAGUAGUUAGAACAACACAAAAACAAAAUCCUGCACUGUGCAUUAACUUGAGUUAAGUUUAAUUAUUAUUUUAGCACAUACAUUUUAAAAAGAACUAGCUUGCAUAAGCAACAUCUUUCUCCGUCAUUAUUCAUUAUACCAUAUAUGAUCAUUCACUAAAUUUAAAUAUGAUAAUGAGCUAUAUUGGCCCAUCCAAUCACAAAUUCUGUUACAUAUUCAAAAGCUUAUCCAGUUCUAUGUGGCCAUUGUCAAGUCAUUAGGUGUACCUGAAAUAUUCAAUUAAAUAUUCACUAUAAAAUCUGUAUUAGAAGCCAUGGCUUCUAUUAAAAUGGUACAAUGCAACAGAGAGGUUCUCAAAAUGCGGCUUUCUUUAGGAAUGCAACUUCCAAUUACUGAUGCCGCUUCCUUGAGGCAUGUGACUUUUAAUUAUGGAUGCGGCUUCCUUUAGGGAUGGGUCUACUAAUUAUGGAUGCGGCUUCCUUUAGGGAUGCGACUUCUAAUUACAGAUGCGGCUUCCUUUAGGGAUGUGACUUCUAAUUAUGGAUGCGGCUUCCUUUAGGGAUGCGUCUACUAAUUACGGAUGCAGCUUCCUUUAGGAAUGCGACUUCUAAUACAGAUUUUAUGGAAAUAACCCUAGAGAGCAAAUAUCUCUUUAAAUAUAUUAACAAUGUAUUUGUAGACUGACAUAGCCUGCACAGAACAAAUAACUCUCACUCAAUUGCUUCAUAAAACAACUUUAAUGUUUUCUGGUGUUGGAAUAUAGUUAUUCAGACUAAUUGCUGUAAAUAUUGCAAUGAUUUCAGGGAGAAUACGAUGCUUUGAUUCCAUUAAUUCAUCUGCAAGGCUGACAUGUCAGAAUUGAGUGCCCUUAAUUAAGAUUUAUCCAGUUAGUUCAGUGAUGUAAUUGUAACAUGCUAAUGUGUGAACGUGAAGUAUACUUUUUAUUCUGCGUUUCAUGAACUUCGAAACAUUGUAAAUUGUUGUUUAAAGGGUGGUUCUCGCACAACAUAAGUUUUGAUAUGGGUCCCAUGCAACAUAUACGACAUGUGUAACAUACAUAUAUAUGUAUGACGUAUGCUCGUAUGACGACCACCACCCUUUUAACAUUAAAAAAUGUUUCCACAUUGACUGUUAUACCAAAGCGUUUCAAGCAUUAUUUCUUUCAAGGUAGCUGUAAUGACAUGGCUACUUCAAAUCAGAGUGUUGUGUGUAAUGGUGAACCACUUACACUUGCGGUUGUUUCGCAUUUUAAACGCAACUUAAACUUGGUAUUAAAGCAUUCUUAGAUAGUACUUUUAAAUUUCUUAUUAUUUUUGAUGAUUAUCCAACUCAAUUGAUAAAUAUGUGCUGGAAAUGUGUCCAGUUUCAAGAAUUUUCAGAACAUCCAUAUGUUAUGGCUUCCCAUUAGUAUUGAAGUGCAUAUAUUUAUGUUUUAAAAUUUGCUCAGAAGUAGAUGUGGAAUGAAACCAAGAAAAAACAUUCAAUGAUAUUUAAGUGUACAUUAAUAUAUAUUCAAUUUUGUUUUAUCAUGGAUUUAAAUGUAAAAUAAAUCUGACAUGUUAUCUAUAUUAUAUCAUCUUAAGUUUUAAGAAUGACCAUUGCUUCUUGAGUGCUUUUAAGUAUGUAAUUUAAUUUGUUUUAUGCGGUAGCUUUUGUAUGGUUUAUUUUUUUUAGAAAGUGGGAGGAUUCAUUUGCAGUGGAGACUUUCUCACAAUCUGCAUUUUUUCUGUAUCAGCACAAUGAAAGAAGUUAUCUAAUUUUUGAUGAGCCUUUCACAAAUUACUUCUCCACCGCUCUGUACCGUUUUAGUUCUACUUUUUACAGUAUUUCAUCCACUGCGUGCGUAUGAUAGUGAUCAAGGGAUAAUAAACAAUGUUAUUGA
Saccoglossus kowalevskii is the source of this 4430-nucleotide messenger RNA. RefSeq names its product BSD domain-containing protein 1-B-like. Lineage: Eukaryota; Metazoa; Hemichordata; Enteropneusta; Harrimaniidae. Gene Ontology annotation, cellular component: cytoplasm. The record is from RefSeq and is a predicted model, not a curated record.